Molecule: messenger RNA, 3208 nt
Organism: Camellia sinensis
Lineage: Eukaryota; Viridiplantae; Streptophyta; Magnoliopsida; Ericales; Theaceae
Source: RefSeq, a predicted model, not a curated record
UGGAUGGAUUAUAUACCACCUUGAUGAAAUAAUCGACUCGUCCAUUACAAAAAAACAAUCAUGUCAAAGUGGCUUACUGUGCUCUGCACUGCCCUUGUGUGGUGUUGCUAUUUCUGCAGUAUCCCUGCUGCCACUUCUGUGGCAAAUAAUGAGGCAGAUAGAGUUGCAUUGCUCGCCUUCAAGGCUGCAAUUGUUGAAGACCCAUUUGGUGCCCUCUCUUCCUGGAAUCAUUCACUCUACUACUGCCACUGGAACGGCAUUUUGUGUAGUCGUCUGCAUCCUGAGAGAGUUAUUGGGCUAACUCUAAUGUCCCAAGGCCUGGUUGGAUCGCUCUCACCUCAUAUAGGAAACCUCUCCUUCCUCAAAAGUAUCAUUCUUCACAACAAUAGCUUCCACGGCCCAAUCCCACAGGAGAUGGGUCGCUUGUUUCGGCUACAAACAAUAGAAUUCAGCUACAAUUUGUUUGGCGGUGGAAUACCCAACAACCUUUCUCGGUGCUCAAGACUUGAACGGCUCAACUUCACCCACAACAACCUAACCGGAAACAUCCCAACUGAGUUGGGCUCUUUGUCAAGGCUUCGAACUUUAGCCUUGUAUACAAACAAGAUUUCAGGUACCAUCCCUCCUUCCAUUGGAAACCUCUCAUCUCUUUCCUAUCUGUUUACCGGAACAAUUCCUACUUCACUGUCAAAUGCUUCGGAUCUCAAAUCGAUAGAAUUAUGUGCAAAUGAUUUCAGCGGGACAAUGCCAAGAGAUCUUGGAAAACUUCUGGGUCUCAGAAUUAUAACUGUUCAUCAAAAUCGGUUGCAGGAUGACUUAUCUUUUAUUUCGUCUCUAACAAAUUGCACCAGUUUACAAGUUAUUGAUGCGGGUGACAAUCUUUUUAGAGGUUCAUUGCCUGACUCCAUAGCUAAUCUCUCCACAUAUCUUAACAUGAUAAAUUUGCCGUUAAAUCAAAUACAUGGAAUCAUUCCAUCUAGCAUCGGGAACCUCCUCAACCUCACUACCUUAUCUAUGGAAAUGAAUAAUCUUGCUGGCCCUAUUCCAUCCUCCAUUGGCAGACUUCAUAAGCUGUGUAUUAUGUUCUUACACCAGAACAAAUUCACAGAACUUCCAUCUUCGAUUGGUAAUUUGACUUCGUUGAUUUCUCUCAACUUGGGAGAAAACAACAUCCAUGGAAGCAUACCUCCGACUUUGGGCAAUUGUCAUAGCUUGUUGGAAUUAGACCUUUAUAAAAAUAAUUUCAAUGGUUCAAUACCCCCUGAAAUUAUGAGUCUCUCCUCCAUUUCAACAUCCCUCACAUUAGAUCACAAUGCACUAACCGGUUUUCUUCCAUCAGAAAUCGGGUCUUUGAAAAACCUUGCAAACAUGGAUGUGUCCUAUAAUAAAUUAUCGGGACCCAUACCAAACACUCUAAGCAAUUGUUUGAGUCUGGAGUGGCUUUACUUGGAGGCCAAUUCAUUUGAAGGAGAGAUACCUCAAAGUUUGAGAAUGUUGAGGGGCUUAAGAAUGUUGGAUCUUUCACAGAACAAUUUGUCAGGGAAGAUCCCAAGUUAUCUAGGUGAGCUUCGACUAGAUAUGUUGAAUUUAUCUUUUAAUAGGCUACAUGGAGAAGUUCCAAUACAAGGAGUGUUUCAAAAUGGGAGUGCAAUUUCAAUUGUUGGAAAUAAUGAGUUAUGUGGAGGUAUUGCAAAAUUAGACCUUCCUCCUUGUCCACCAUCCAAAUCAAGCAACAAGAAGCUAUCUCAUGGGAUGAAAGUGAUCCUACCAGUGGUUGGUCUUCUGAUAUUUUUAUCUUUGUUUGUUAGCUUCUUUAUAUUUCUUCAACGGCGUCAUGUUUCAAAAAAGACCUCUAGCACGCCAUCAAUCAAACAUCAAUUUUUUAGGGUUUCUUAUGCAGAGCUUCUCAAAGCCACCAAUGGAUUCUCAGAGGCUAAUCUAGUUGGUGUUGGGAGUUAUGCUUCAGUUUACAAAGGGGUUCUUGAUCACGUUCAAAUGGUUGUUGCAGUGAAAGUGUUCAAUCUUCAGACCAGAGGAGCUUCUAAGAGCUUCAUGUCAGAAUGCAAAGCACUAAGAGCCAUAAGGCACCGGAAUCUUUUGAAAAUUUUGAGCAUUUGUUCCAGUGUGGAUUUCCAUGGUAAUGAGUUCAAAGCUUUGGUAUAUGAAUUUAUGGCCAAUGGAAACUUGGGCAAUUGGUUGCAUCAAGUCAGAGUUGGAGACCAUGAGCAACUAGAGGAACCUAGAAAUCUUAAACUAAUCCAGAAGUUGGACAUUUCAACGGAUAUUGCCUCUACACUAGAGUAUCUUCAUUGUGGUUGUGAGUCGACAAUUAUUCAUGGUGAUCUAAAGCCAAGUAAUGUUCUUUUGGAUGAUGAGAUGACAGCCCAUAUUGGAGAUUUUGGGUUGGCAAAAAUUAUUUCUGCUAUUUCAAGUGAUGUGGCACAUGGUCAAAGCAAUUCAGUUGCAAUAAGGGGAACCAUAGGCUAUGUUGCUCCAGAGUAUGGCAUGGGGGACAUGGCUUCCACACUAGGGGAUGUAUACAGCUUUGGGAUUCUUUUACUAGAGAUGUUUACAGGUAAGAAACCAACUGACGAUAUGUUUAAGGAUCAUCUAAAUCUUCAUAACUUCGUUAAGAAUGCAUUGCCUGAUCGAGUGAUGGAGAUUGUGGAUCCUUGCAUCCUAUUGGAGCAUAACACAAAAAGGUGGAUUAAAGACUGCAUGGUUUUUAUUCUACGAAUUGGGGUUGCAUGUUCAAUGGAAUCGCCAAGAGAUCGGAUGGAAAUGGGGAGUGUUAUUAGUGAAUUGUGUAAGAUAAAAAAUACUUACAUGAAUGAAGGGUUGAACCAAGACUAGGAAGUUGGAAGAGGUUUUGCAACAUGAAAACCAAAGGUUACUUCCAAGGUCCUCCAUAAAUGGUUACCUCAACAAUAUGCUACUUCAACAGCCAGUAGAAUACUAGUGGUAGCUUUAUGUUAUUGUUGCCUCAGCAAACUUUAAUCCAUUGCUUGAUAAGUAACUGCCACUUUCCUCCUUUGGUAAGAUUGUAUUAUAUCAAACAUAUGUUCAUGUGGGAUGUUAUGUUUCUAGCUAAGAUUGCGUGCUUGGGAUUACCAAUAUUUGUUCCUGUUAAAUUAAAACUAUCAUUUUGUUGUAUCUUGACUUUUCCUUGAAAUUGCAUGUCCAUGUAUCAAAAAUUAUUUGUUUUGUA